Molecule: messenger RNA, 852 nt
Organism: Colletotrichum navitas
Lineage: Eukaryota; Fungi; Ascomycota; Sordariomycetes; Glomerellales; Glomerellaceae
Product: TTL domain-containing protein
Exons: 2
Coding region: 1-852 (283 amino acids)
Cellular component (GO): P-body
Molecular function (GO): hydrolase activity
Source: RefSeq, a predicted model, not a curated record
AUGCGGCUCUUGCUAGUCAACGAUGACGGCCCCCCGUCCUCCGUCUCGCCCUACUUCGCUCCCUGGGUCGACGCCUUGCACAAGGCUGGCCACACAACAGUCGUUGUCAUUCCUGACCGUCCGCUGUCUUGGAUCGGAAAGGCCCAUGCAGUCGGCAAGACCUUGACCGCCGCAAGCAGAUGCCCAGCGUCCUUUGCCAACGAGACAUGCACCGUCCCCGGCUGCGACGAGACUGAGGACCGUACCCACCGCUGGCUCGUCGUCGACGGCCUCCCCGCCAGCUGCACUCAGAUAGGCCUGUUCCACACGGGCUUCAAGCCUGACGACUUUGACCUGGUCGUGUCGGGGCCCAACCACGGCCGCAACGCGAGCACCGUUUACGCCUUGAGCAGCGGCACCGUUGGCGGCGCCAUGGAGGCUGCGCAAUGCGGGAGGAGGGCUGUAGCCCUUAGCUUCGGCAGCAAGGAGGUGCAGCCUGAUGAAGUCAUCCAGGCGGCGUGUGGCCGCGCCGUCGCCCUCAUCCAAGACCUUGCACGCGACUGGCAUCCGGACGUGGAGGUGUACAGCGUCAACCUCCCCAUGGUCGCCGACAUCGCAGACCGGCCGGUGAGACUGACGACUACGGCACACGGCCGGUGGGUCACGGGGGGGCUGUUCAGCCCUGCGCCCGCCGAUCCUGAGAAGCUAGCCGUCUCGCGCACUUACCAGUUCCGGUGGGCGCCGCAGCUGGCCGAUAUCAAGCGCCAGGCGGACGAGAGUCCCGAGGGCGAGGACUUGUGGGCGUCGCUCAAUGGCGUCAUCAGCGUUGCGCCUUUGAGAGCGAGUUUCACGGCCGUCGACGUGAACAAGUGA